This is a messenger RNA of Colletotrichum lupini, 2646 nucleotides long. RefSeq lists its product as uncharacterized. The coding region runs from base 1 to 2646 and encodes 881 amino acids. NCBI's taxonomy places the organism in Eukaryota, Fungi, Ascomycota, Sordariomycetes, Glomerellales, Glomerellaceae. The record is from RefSeq and is a predicted model, not a curated record. The transcript is spliced from 16 exons.
AUGGAACAAACCUCACAAGACACAUACUACUCAAGCGGCCCAGGCUCACUCAAUAAAAUCACACCACGAGCUCUCCUCAACCUCCCAUCCAAAAUCGUGGAACAUAUCAUUCACGCUCUGUGCCAGUCUUGCCAGUCGUGCGAUCACGGCUGCGAGCCUACAGUGGCCGGGCGUGCUUACAUCACAAGCGCCUCUCGUAUCCCAUCACCUACGAUGCCCUGGUUCGUCAGCGAGGUAUCCAGUAGGCCCAUAGGGGCGGCUCCUUGGCCGACAUUCGAUACGUUGAGGCCAAUCUCUUUCUUUGGUGUAUAUGGCUUUGUCCCUGAUAACGCCUCUGUAGGCUCGACAUCAUCGUCGAGGGGUCUCACUCGUCUCAAGGACGCCAAGCUUCACAUCACCGAUUCCAAGGCUGGCCUGUCUACAGAAGGCCAGGCUGUAUCAACUGAACUUACUCCCGCGUGGGGUGGUAGUCAACUGAUUGGCAAGCUUCCAAAUAUCACCAGUCUUCAUAUCCACGGCAUCACACAACUCAAGUUCUUGAACGAUCCCCCUCUGCUUGAGUGCUGUAGAUCGCUGGAGGUCUUCAUCUUCAGUCGGGACGAGUCCCCCGACGGUAGCAUCAUCCAAGAGCUGAGUUGGAACAACUGGAGCCUCGAUUUGGAGAUCACCCCACGUCAAAUAGUUGAUCAAAUCAGCAUAAAGGUACCCAAAGCCCUGAAGCAUUUGGUUAUCGGACCAUGGUUUGGGUGGGAGGGUCAGUACGCACCGACGCAUGUGUAUUACCGCAAUCGUAAUCAGUUCAUGCAGGAGAAGCUUGCAAAAAGGAAUGUUAUUGGAUCGCUUCGGCACUUUAGGAAUCUUGAAGAGGUUCAUCUUUGUCAAGAUGUGGUACUUGGACCCCCCAAGUGCAUGGCCCCCGAUGAAAAUGGGUACCUUUUACUAGAAACGCCACCUCUCAGCUUGAAGAAGCUCAAAAUCUCGGGGACAAAGGCACCUCACAUCUUGCUUGAUAAAGCUCCUCGAGGCGACAUGUAUGAUGAACCUCCACGAGAUUUGUUUGAGCUGCACAAAUCCGUUCAGCAGCAGAGCUUGAUGAGUGAUUGGCCUAGGAUUGAUGAGAAGGAUCUGAUUUAUCUCACGAAGGGCUUCAAACAGAAGGGUGUGGCCUUCUAUGCGGACCAGGGAGGUAAGCAACAUGUCAUAGGGUCUUUCUUAAUACAACUACAUUUGGCAAUACUAUCCCAUAAUCUGCUAAAUGUCACGCGCUUCGUUCAAUACUACGACAUUAACCCAAAGAAACACGAUGCGAUAUCCCUGAGCGAUUCACCUCACCGAGUCUCACCGAGAAUGACCGAGCCAUCAAGGUCGCGAUUCCUGAUUGGGCGAUCUGGAACUGCAUGGAAGGAUAAUUCGCCGGCCGGCCGAACUACAGGUCCGGACGGGGCCGAAUUGGGAGCUUCGACCGUCGGUGAAGCCAAAAAAAGCAAAGGGCACACAGAGUUCAUUCCCCACGAAUUGCCUCGGCUCGCCCACUCCCAUUUCAAAGCCGCCUUGGACGCCGUCGCCGUCGUCCAAUCGGGACUCGCCCAACCUCACCAUGUUCCAUCCAUCUCGCACUCGCAGGGCCUUUUUCGAUUGGCGAUGAUUAGUAGCGCGUCCGGUGCCAGCCAAACAGACAGCCCAGCAGUCACGCCAGUAUCUGCACCCCCGACACGAGCCCGGACGGCAUUGCACAUCCUUGGCCCGCCCCAAACCCGCUUCUCGAACACUCAACCCACCCCGCGACCCUCCUUUUGGGAUCAUCAAUGGAACGGUCAACGGCCAGCACCCCAGCACAUCUCCGUUCCCGACGUCCCCGUUCCCGCAUGGUCGCAUCGGCCGCAAUCGCAAGCAUUGCAGCUUCGCUUCCGGGGGACCCUGAGAGCUUGGUGCCUCUCGAAUCCUCCGACGUCCAAGGCUCCAGAGUUCAAGGGAGAUAAUGUCCCGCCCCUCGGCAUGUCACGCAGUAAUCCGCCGCCUUUUGGUACGGAAAUCUUCCUGAACUCCUGGAGCGAGAGAGUCUGCGACCUGCCACCUUCAUAUCGAGUAUCGACCUUGUGUCCUGCCCCUCGGAGCAGAAGCAGUCUAGCUAGGGUCGCGCGUUGCCCGCAGCCCGCCAGCCCCUCCUUAACCCAUAUGAAGAAAAGGUCCGGUGGGAAAAGACCCUCCGACUCCAUUUGUUGUUCGGGCGGCCACUCCGGGGAAAUCGGCCACACGCCACACCCACACACCCAUCUUGGUUUAUCCAUCCACCACUCUGCAUCCGAAAGUCUGCUAGGUAGACAAUCUGUGUGCCCGUGGUACUGUGGUACCGUAUCACCGUGUGGUGCGUCGACUGUUCGAAAAAGGGGACAGACACAAAGCAAACCCAUGCUCCGUGCGCCGGAGAACAUUCCUCGAUCGUUCGCCAGCUCGUCGAGUCCUUCGGAGCUCGUGCGGGCCAAUGCAAAAACUCGGUGCAAGCGACUCACGCACCAAGCGUCCACCGCUGGCACCGCACGCUUGACCGCGGCCAUGAAGCUUGGAGGGGUAAGUGUAAUCCGCGAAAGCGGCGGAGGAAACGUGGGACACGAAAGCAAACGGGCGAUUUCAGAGUUUGCGAAAUAG